CCGAGUUGCUCCCUCCAAUAACGUUAGAGUGUAAUCCUCGUCAGCUAAUGAACGACCAAGUAGGAUUUCAGGUGCAGGGUAAACCUCGAUUUCUAUUUGUUCUGAUUGAUGGAAGAACAAGGAGCAAAGAAGAGAAAUAAAUAAGUACUGAAUGCGACCCAGUUGGAUUUAAUUUGUUGCCUUCAAGUCCUCAUUUGACGCCCUGCUACAGCAAGAAAGUACAACAAAGCUGCAGCCAUGGACAUAGGUGGUUUGGAGACGGUGGUGGCAAACUCUGCCUACGUUUCAGCCCGUGGUAGCAUGGACGGAGCUGCAGCAGCCACCAUGCGUGACAAGAAGAUGCGUGCCAGGCUGAAACUCCCACACCUCAGAGAUUGUGAACACAUGAAAGCAUCUGUAGACACAACCUUUGACAGCAUGUGUGUCAAACAGCCCAUCGGCAAGCGCCUGUUCCAACAGUUUCUGGAGAGUGACGCGACCCAUAAAAAUGCUGGAGAGCUGUGGAAAGACAUCGAAGACUACACCAUAUGCCAAGAGAAGGACAGAGUGCAGAAGGCCCAAAAAAUGGUCAAUAAAUACUAUGAGUCAGCUUCAAAGAAUUUUUGCAGCUUCCUGGAGGAGAAGGCCAUCACUCGAGUUAAGGAAGAUUUCAAGAAUGUCCGUGGUGACCUGUUUAAAGAGAGCGAGCAGCAGCUGUUCAAACACCUGGAGAAGAAGGCCACAGAUGGCUUUAAGAACAGCAUGUACUUCCUGCGUUUUGUUCAGUUCAAAUGGCUGGAGAGCCAGCCUGUUGAUGAGGAGUGGUUCAUGGACUUCAGGGUCCUGGGUAAAGGAGGUUUUGGGGAAGUGUUUGCUUGUCAGGCUAAGGCAACGGGCAAAAUGUACGCAAACAAGAAGCUGGAGAAAAAGAGGCUGAAGAAACGCAAAGGCUAUGAGGGAGCAAUCGUGGAGAAGCGCAUCCUUGCAAAAGUUCACAGUCGCUUCAUUGUGUCGCUGGCUUACGCCUUCCAGACCAAGACUGACCUCUGCCUAGUUAUGACCAUCAUGAAUGGUGGAGACCUCAGGUUUCAUAUGUAUAAUGUGGAUGAAAAAAAUCCUGGUUUUGAUGAGAAGAGAGCACGUUUCUACACAGCUCAGAUCAUCUGUGGGCUGGAGCACCUUCACCAGCACAGGAUCAUCUACAGAGACCUGAAACCAGAGAACGUACUGCUGGAUGAUGCAGGACACGUCCGCCUCUCAGAUUUGGGUCUGGCUGUUGAACUUCCACCAGGACAAGACAAAACUACUGGAUAUGCAGGAACUCCAGGUUUCAUGGCUCCAGAGCUGCUCCAGAAGAAGGAGUACGACUACACAGUGGACUAUUUUACUCUGGGAGUCACCCUGUAUGAGAUGAUUGCCGCCAAAGGGCCCUUUAGAGUACGAGGAGAGAAGGUUGAGAAUGAAGAGGUAGCUCGCAGAAUCUUGAACGAUGCAGUUUCAUAUACACCAAACUUCAGCAAAGAGUGCAAGAGUAUUUGUGAAGGCCUGAUGGACAAAGACCCAGCAAAACGCCUCGGGUUCAAAAAUAAUGACUGCGAGGAGCUCAAGAAUCAGCCCUUCUUCAAAGAGAUUAACUGGGGACGUCUGGAGGCAGGUAUGCUCCCUCCACCAUUUGUCCCUGAUCCUAAGAUGGUCUAUGCCAAAGAUAUUAACGAUGUGGGCGCCUUCAGCACAAUCAAAGGUGUGGUCCUGGAUAACAAGGACACCGAAUUCUACAAUGACUUUGCUUCCGGCAACGUCCCAAUCCCCUGGCAGGAGGAGUUGAUAGAGACAGGUGUGUUUGGAGAGAUGAAUAUCUGGGGAGAGAAUGGCAAGCUGCCCAAUGACCUCAACCCAAACUAUGUGGAAGCCAAAGGUGGAGGAUGUGUGCUCCUUUGAGUAGAAACAGAUAGAAACAGAGCAGAAGGAUCUAUUGAAAACGAACACGUUUAGAUGUGGUAUGUGCUCAUUUGGCGCCACUUACUCCUGAUCUGUUGUAAUUAAUUAAUCUGUUGUAAUUAAUUAAUUAAUUAACAUUAAUAUACAUAUUAUUAUGUACCUAUAUUGUAAUACUUAGUACUAGUAAUAGUGUUACUGUAAAAGUGGCAGCAUGGUAAAACACCACAUAUUUGAAAUAUUAUGUAACAAAAAUGUAAAUAUGGUUGCACUAAUGACUGCUGUAAUCUUACUGCUCAUGUCAAUAUCUCUGUUUAGUAAUUACAGACAAAUUAAAUAAAAAUCUGUUUGUAUAGAAACCACAUGUAAUGUUUAUAUAAUAUAAAUUAUUUGGACCAAAGAAAAGCUGUUGUAUUGACAUUGUACUGUUAUGUAAUUAUUCUUUAUUUAUUUAUUAAUUAUAUUAUUUAACAAAUAGUUUUUAAGUUAUUAUUAUGGCAAACAUUGUAGAUAAAAGAGUUAAAAGCAAUCAAUAAAAUCUUGCAAAGCACAAA
Molecule: messenger RNA, 2468 nt
Organism: Siniperca chuatsi (mandarin fish)
Lineage: Eukaryota; Metazoa; Chordata; Actinopteri; Centrarchiformes; Sinipercidae
Gene: grk1b
Product: G protein-coupled receptor kinase 1 b
Exons: 8
Coding region: 238-1917 (559 amino acids)
Biological process (GO): regulation of signal transduction; protein phosphorylation; signal transduction
Cellular component (GO): cytoplasm
Molecular function (GO): ATP binding; G protein-coupled receptor kinase activity
Source: RefSeq, a predicted model, not a curated record